Molecule: messenger RNA, 714 nt
Organism: Mirounga angustirostris (Northern elephant seal)
Lineage: Eukaryota; Metazoa; Chordata; Mammalia; Carnivora; Phocidae
Gene: NCBP2AS2
Product: NCBP2 antisense 2 (head to head)
Exons: 1
Coding region: 1-300 (99 amino acids)
Source: RefSeq, a predicted model, not a curated record
AUGGUUCUUCGGCGGCUACUGGCCGCCCUGCUGUACAGCCCGCAGCUGGUGGAGCGUCUGUCCGAGUCUAAGCCCAUCCGGCGUGCGGCGCAGCUCACGGCCUUCGCGCUGAUGCAGGCCCAGCUGCGCGGCCAGGACGCAGCCCGGCGUCUUCGAGCCCUGGCGGCUGGGCCCGCGGGCUCCCUAGGUCGCCGCGCUGCCCGCUUCAGAGACACCUUCACUCAGGAGCUGCGCCGCGGCCUCCGGGAACGCCCGGGGUCACCGCCAGGUAGCCAGAGGGGCCCGGGCGCUAACCCCUAAACCAGGCUGGGCCGGGCCAGGGUCGCCGGCUUUCCCUUCUGGGCUCGACGCGGGCCUCGGCGCUAAGCAGUCAUCCUGGGCACUGAGCACGGCUUUGAAUCCUGAGUCAGACUGUCGGCUUUCAGAGGUCUCAUUCGUCAGAGAGCCCAGGCCAAACCGACAUCCCCGGGGAAGCGCUGUGAUCGGACUGGGCACGGCGUGAAGAAAGCCCCCCAAGCCCGGGCCCUGAUACACCACGUAGAGAGAGCCAUGACCCGAACCACAGCCCGAAGGAGUCUGCCCUGUGCGCAUGGGACUAAAACUCGUGUUCAAUGAAGCCGCCUCUGCGCUGAUAGAGCAGCGCGCUACUUCCAGGGGAGAGCAUGGAUGGAAAGACACAGCUGCCAAAAUCCUCUGAUUAAAUGUGUGAGCCGA